GCCUCCCUCCGCGGGGAUGUUAAUACUCUAGAUAACGAGUGGAGCAUAGUACAAGCUCAUGUCGAGUCGCAUCUGUCAGGCCCAAGGCUCUGGAUAUUCGACUUCAACCCAGCCUGUGAUUCUCGCAGACUCAUGCAGUGUUACCUCCCCCUCGCAUUCUCCAGUGCAGCCAAUUGUAGAACAGCCUCAUCCUCACCGCGUCAGCCGCCAGUCGCGUACACGACCACCCCGCACUGCGGGUGAUCUUGAUAAGCUCGCCCCUCCUACUUGACUCCAACUCUCUCCUCAAAUUCCACAUUCACCUCCCCUUCCAAUAUUAGCCGUGACCGGCCCGGAAUUGUAUAAAUGAUCUAGAGAAAAGGGAGAUCUCACAACGAGUCUUGAAAAUGACCGUCCAGACACUACGAGAGAUCUCCGCACACAAUCUCCGCACCUUCCAACGCAACUAUGUCUCUGAAAUUUCCGGGUCGCUGGGCGACUUGGGCACUUUUCUCCCUAUUGCCAUUGCCCUGGCCGUCAAUGGCACCGUCUCACUAGCCAGCACGUUGAUUUUCUCGGGAGUUUACAAUAUCCUCACGGGUCUGUUCUUCGGCAUCCCGCUCCCGGUGCAGCCCAUGAAAGCUAUCGCCGCGGUCGCGAUCGCCCGCAACUUCUCCAGUGGCUCCAUCGCUGCGGCGGGGAUCUUCGUCGGCAGCUGCAUUUUUAUUUUCAGCGUGACGGGGUUGCUGCGCUGGUUCGCCAAUGUGAUUCCCAUCCCCGUGAUCAAGGGGAUUCAAGUUGGCGCGGGCUUAUCCUUGAUUAUCUCGGCUUGUACCAGCAUGCUCCGCCCACUGGGCUGGAUUGGUCCAUCGUGGGCGGAUAAUCGAAUCUGGGCGAUACUGGCAUUCCUCGCUUUGAUCGUGACCAGUAUCUAUCGCAAGAUUCCGUACGCGCUGCUGUUGUUCGUCAUCGGUCUGGUCUUUGCGGUUAUUCGCACGGCGUUGGCGGCUCAUCUUCCUGGUUUCAGUAUCUGGCAUCCCUGGCUGGUCGUGCCAACUCCCCAUCAAUGGUGGGUGGGUGCCGUGGAUGCGGGGAUAGGCCAGAUUCCUUUGACGACGCUCAACUCGAUCGUGGCGGUCGUGCACUUGGCGAACGACCUACUGCCCAACGUUCGGACUCCAUCGAUUACCCAUAUCGGUCUCAGUGUGGCUGGUAUGAAUAUUCUCGGAUGCUGGUUCGGUGCGAUGCCCGUCUGUCAUGGAUCGGGUGGUUUGGCAGCACAGUAUCGCUUCGGUGCUCGCUCGGGUGCGAGUGUGGUGUUCCUGGGAAUCCUCAAACUCAUCAUCGGUCUGCUUUUUGGAGAGACCCUCGUUGAUCUGCUGAGACGCUUCCCGGCUGCGUUCCUCGGCGUUAUGGUCAUUGCAGCUGGCCUGGAGCUUGUGAGUGUGGGCGAAAGCCUCAAUACAUCGGGGGCUCGGGAUCUCGGUCGUACUGCUGGCGUGUUGGGUGCCGCGGAACAGCAGCUUGGCUCCGUUUGCUCUGAAGAGGAGCGAAAGCGUCGCUGGACAGUGAUGAUGGUCACUGUCGGUUUGCUGAUUGGAUUCAAGAAUGACGCGAUUGGCUUCAUCGCCGGGAUGUUGUGCAAUUGGGCUUACGAUAUUCCCAAGUGGUGGGAACAGGCGCGGAGCCGCUGGUCACAGGGACGUCUUCGUCUACGAUAGUUGAGGCCGGGGAGGGAAAUGGAGAGGUGGUUAUACAUCCUCUUGAGAAUAUACAGAAUGAACGGGAGAUUCACACAUCUCAUCACUUCAUGAUCAAUUUAGCAUACCACUAGCAAAUUCAUUUUACCAGUUCCCAACUACACCCCCAUCCCACAGGACCUAAAUAACCUC
Penicillium brasilianum is the source of this 1871-nucleotide messenger RNA. The record is from the annotation of a GenBank genome assembly. NCBI's taxonomy places the organism in Eukaryota, Fungi, Ascomycota, Eurotiomycetes, Eurotiales, Aspergillaceae.